Messenger RNA from Daphnia carinata, 5379 nucleotides. RefSeq lists its product as uncharacterized. Gene Ontology annotation, molecular function: nucleic acid binding. Bases 1 to 5379 code for a protein of 1792 amino acids. The transcript is spliced from 4 exons. Gene Ontology annotation, biological process: DNA integration. The record is from RefSeq and is a predicted model, not a curated record. Lineage: Eukaryota; Metazoa; Arthropoda; Branchiopoda; Diplostraca; Daphniidae.
AUGGCAACAAGUAUUCCAACCUACGACGUGGCUAAUCCCUUGACACCUGAGGUGUUAGCUAAGUUGGAGGGUGACAGGACAGUCACUCGCAGAAGAAUUACAACUAUCUGCCGAGAAGUCGAAAGCAUUAUAGAUGCAAACGGCUCUAUUGGGAGCCUGAAGGUAAUGCUGACGAAGAUUAGAACUUUGCUGUCAACACAUGAGCAACUGAGUGAAAUACUCAUUGCACAUAGUACAUCAGAGGACGACACAGAUAAACAGUUUCAAGCCCAGCUAAAGUAUUUACGCAAGGUAGCAGACGUUGCUGACGCAAUCAAAGCUUACAGAGUGUCACAGAACGACGUCACCUCAUCAACAGCAUCAUCGGCUGCAAGCGUCAAAAGCUCUCGUUCAAGCCAAAGGGGCCCACUAUCAGAAACUGAGAAGAAAUUGAAAGAGUUGGAUGAAGAGAAAAGGAGGAAGAAGUUGGAAUUUGAACAGGCAAAUGAAAGGGCCAAGCAGGCCAAACAAGAGCUGGAUCGUGUGGAAAUGGAGCUAGAAAACCUGGAUGUGGACGAAUGGAAGUUGAGGCAUCCAGGCUCCCCAGUAGAAGAUGGCGCUGGAGGGCGAACAAAGGUAGAAGAUUGGUUUCGAACGUUAUCACCUAGCCAACCCGCAGAAAGCCAAGCACCAGAUGGCUGGAUUGAAGAUUAUUUGGCAGAUAGGGUUGAAGUCUCUACACAGCGGUCGACCAAGUUUAAAUCUGCAGAUCUAGAAUUCUACGGUGGGGACCCAAUUGACUGGUUCUGCUGGAUUGAUUUAUUCAAAGUAUUAGUGCAUGAAACCCCAAAGUCCCCUGGGGAGAAAUUGGCGAUUCUGAAAGGACACCUGACGGGAGAAUGCCAAAUGACAGUCAAGACGUUGGGUGGUGGAGAGCCGGCCUACAAAGAGGCCCUGAAGAGAUUGAAGCAAUCAUUUGGAAGACGAGAUGUGUUAAGGGUGGCACAUUUACAAGCUUUGGAGCGCCUGGAAAGAGGAAAUAAUGCAACGGCAUUCCAACGAUUUGCUGAUCGAGUGCGAGCCCAUCUAUUCGACUUGAGUAGGAUAGGCGAGACUGCGCAGCCAGACAUCAUUGAAAAGAUCUGCCGGAAGUUGGCCCAGCCCGACCGACUUGCGUGGAAUGAUAAGAAGCCGUAUGGGGCCAGCGAAACGAGGUCAUUAGAAGAAUUUGCUGAUUGGCUAUGCCAGCGAGCUGCGGCAUACCAAAACGCCUACGAGAUCGUCGCCGAAUCAAGCGCAGAAUCCGGAAAGAAGAAUAGAACCCAGGGUCGAUCGCACCAAACGUCGAUUCAGAUUCAGAAAGAAGGUAAACCAGGUGGAGACUCGCCUAUUAAGAGAACUCCUUUUUGUUAUCAGUGCAAAGGACAACAUCGAUUGACUGACUGCCCAGCGUUUCAGAAGCUGGCGGUUGGAGAAAGAUUCACGUUUGUCCAAACCCACCGAUUGUGUUUCAACUGUUUAGGCGCCAAUCAUUCGGUGAGAUUCUGCAACCAAUGGAAAGAGUGCGGUGUGAACGGUUGCAACCGGCGUCAUCACCAUCUCCUACAUCAUGACGACAAACCAGCUGCAGCUAAGGGAGCAUCAGCCAGAUGCUCCAAAGACGAACUUCAGGAAGAGGUUGCGAUGGGGGUGAUGAAUGUACGAGUCCAAAAUUCCCGAGGAGAGUAUGUGUGGGCCAAUCUGUUCAUCGAUGAAGGAAGUAACACAUCCCUGGCAAGAAGCGACUUCAUUCGGAGUUUAGGAAUAGAUGGAGAGGAUCAGAAAUUAGAGAUGAAAGGAAUCGGGGGAGUCAGCCGCUGUUACAACACAUCCAAAGAAGUAAUCCUGACCGUUAGGUUAUUGACAGGAGGGGAGACCACCAUUAAGGUUUCCACGAUGCCGAGGGUAACAGAUCCCAUUCCGUACGUCGAUUGGAACAAACUGAAGACCCGUUGGAAACAUCUCAAAUCCCUACCGAUCAAAUCAGCAGGAGGGCAGGUGGACUUGUUGAUUGGAGUUGAUCAUUACCACCUCAUCGUCCCGACCGAGUCUAGGGUCGGAGAAGAGGGAGAACCGAGUGCAGUAAAAACACAAUUCGGAUGGUACGCUCGUGGAGUCAUCGGAAGCAAGUUAAGAAGACCACCAACUAGCCACACUGUUAGAGCCGUGCGCAGCUAUUCGUUACGAGUCAACGCCGCAUUGGAGAAGGAGCUUCGAGGAUUUUGUGAAACGGAGAAUUUUGGCACUGAAACCCCAAGACUUGUGAUGCCACCCGAAGACGAAAGGGCGGUGAAGAUUGUCGAGGAGGGAACCAGGAAGCUAGAAAUAGGAUAUGAGGUGCCAAUACCAUGGAAGGAAGGAGAACCUUCACUUCCAGAUAACAAGAGGCGGCGUACCAAAUGGCUCAAGAAAUACAUCGAUGCGGGAUACGUGAGCGAGGUGGAAGAGGAAGGUGACCCGAUCAGCGCGCAAUACUUCCUAGCCCACCAUGGUGUUUACAAGAAGUCGGCGUCGGAGAGGAAGCUGAGAAUAGUGUUCGACUCAGCGGCCCAAUUCCAAGGAAAGUGUUUGAAUUAUGCGAUGCUGACCGGACCGACACUUCAGAAUAUGCUGCCAUCUGUGCUGAUAAAGUUUAGAGAAGCGGAAGUUGCAUUUACUGCGGACAUCGAGGCGAUGUUUAGUAGAAUUCGAUUGAGACCACAAGAUGCCCGUUACCACCGUUUCCUGUGGCGAGAGGAUGGAUCGUCCGAAAUCAAGACUCUUCAAAUGGAUCGGCUGGCGUUCGGUGACAGAUGCUCUCCAUUUAUUGCAAUCAACACGAUACGAAGGGCGGCCGCAGAUUCCGGUGUCGGGGGAGAAGCGGCAGACGCGGUUCACAACAAUCUGUACAUGGACGAUUACUUGGAUUCAGCCAAGAAUGUGGAUUUAGCAGUUGAGCGGGCCACUGGCGUAAAAGAAAUUCUGGCGGCGGGAGACUUCCAUUUUAAGACAUGGCUUUCAAAUUCUCCUGACUUUCUAAGGGCGAUGGGUGUGGAUCCGUCGGAAAAAGAAGAUGACCAUCCACUAUCAGUUCCGGACGACUCCACAAAAAUUCUAGGCGCAUGUUGGAGGCCUAAUCGAGACGUCCUGACCUUCGUCCUAUCGGAGUUAAGUGAGGUGGAGUUUACCCGAGCUGGAUUGGCGAGGAAGGUGGCCGGACUGUACGAUCCACUAGGACUAGCCGCACCGACAAUAAUUAAGGCCAAAAUUCGUCUGCGGGAGCUUGGAACGCGCGGCCUGGAUUGGUGCGACGAAGUUGAUCCCGAGGAUAAGGAUUGGUGGAGGAGAUGGAUCACUUCAUUGGCAGUAUUGAAUAAGUUAGAGGUCCCGCGCUGUUUAUUUCCGGAUCGAGAAAAAAUAUGUCGAUCAGAGCUGCACACCUUUGCGGAUGCAUCCCAGGAGGCGUUCGCGGCAGCGGUCUAUAUCCGGAACCAGUAUGCGGAUGGAGCCAACUUGAACUUAAUCAUGGCAAAGACAAAGCUAGCUCCUAAAAAAACUAUCUCUAUUCCAAAAUUGGAGUUGCAGGCAGCUUUAUUGGGAGCCCGGCUGGCUGAUUUCGUCUCCAAGUCUCUUCGAGAACCCAUAAGGAGCCGUAAAUUCUGGACGGAUUCUUCAUGUGUGCGGAAUUGGAUCCGGUCAAACGCGGCGUACUACAAACCUUUUGUGGAUCAUCGGAUCGGUGAGAUUCAAACCUUGACUAGGCCGGAGGAGUGGAGAUACGUACCCGGAAAAUUGAACUGUAGCGAUGUGGCCACUCGGUCCUCGCUCGAAUCGGACCAUCAAAUUCCAAAUUCGUGGGUCAAGGGUCCUGACUUCCUGUACCAAACCGAAGAUUGUUGGCCACAGGAUCUACCUUGGAUGAAAGUGACGGAGGAAGGUCGGUCCACCCGCGAGAGUCGGUGUCACAUCGCUAUCAACACCGAAAAUGCUUGGGAGUCAGUGAAGAUUGAUAUCAGUGAAAUUCCAGCGCUUAUUCAACUGGAGGAGAGGUAUAUGCAAUUACUGAAAGCUUGUCAAGAGGAGUCAUUCGUGGAGGAGCUGAGGCGGUUGAAGAGACUACAGCCGUUGAAAAAUGACUCCAAAUUACUCUCGCUUUCGCCUUUCAUGAGCCCAGAUGGUCUUAUUCGUUUAGGUGGUCGCGUUGGAAAGGCAGCAUUACCCUAUGACAACCGUCAUCCAAUCAUACUGCCGUCACAACACCCCCUAACGGAACGAAUAAUCGAGGCCUUCCAUCGCAACUUACAUCACCUCGGCGUGGACUUCGUACUUGCCCACAUUAGACAGCAUUUUUGGAUAGUCGAUGGUCGGGAAGCCGUGAAACGAGUGAAAAGGAAAUGUCUGGAGUGUCUGAAAGAGAGAGUCAAACCCGGAAUUCAGCAGAUGGCGGAGCUGCCGGUGGAGAGGCUCGAUAUGUUCGCCCCUCCUUUCACGCAUACCGCUGUGGAUUACUUCGGACCGAUGGAGACGAGUAAUUACAGAAAUCGCACCCUGAAGAGAUAUGGAGCGCUAUUCACGUGCCUCACUACAAGAGCCGUGUUCCUCGACUUAGCAGACGACCUGACAUCUGAUCAAUUCUUGUUGGUUCUACGGAGGUUCAUCGGAAUUUACAACCAGCCAAGAUCUAUGCAUUCGGACAAUGGCACCAAUUUUGUUGGGGCGGAAAGGGAAUUAAGGGAGCUUCUUACCAAUAUUCAACAACCGGGGGAGCUGAGUGAUUUCAUCAAGAAACGGCGAAUACAUUGGAGUUUCCAGCCACCGAGAGCUCCUCACUUCGGAGGCGCCCAUGAAAGUCUCGUGAAGUCAGCAAAGAAGGCCCUCUACCGAGCUCUGGAGAUUGAGAAGUCGCAAUUUCGCCAUCCAACGGAUAGUGUACUCCGCACUGUCCUGUUUGAGGUAGCUGGCUUGCUAAAUAGUCGCCCGCUCACGUACGUGAGUUCGGAUCCAGUGGAUGUUAGGCCGUUGACUCCAAACGAUCUAAUGAACCGAUCACCUGUCAUCUACUCACCGGCCGGCGAGUUCGCAGAUGCCCUACCGCGGGAGAAUUUCCAUUACGUGCAAAAAUGUGAGAAAAUGUUUUCCGAUAAUGAGCUGCGAUUGGCUACAGUCUCAAACCUGGUGUUCAAACUAUCGUGGCUAGAAAGUGAUGGCAAAAUGAGAAGAGCAGAACCUAUAUUAGAGUGCGAAUACCAACGCUUACAGGGUGUUGGGGAAACGUCUGACUCUUCAGAGGAAAGCAGCGAUGGGAUAUCAUCAUCUCGAUCCGACCAGUCCACUAAAAAAGAAAAAAGACCAACUUCUUCUCCAUUAGGUAAAAUUGAAUAA